AGAAAACUCAACAUUAACACCAGUCAGACUUCUUUCCCAGACGUUGGUGUUGGUGUCGGGAUUUACAGUCGAUGACUUGAGGUAACAAAAUGGACCCGACUCACAAUUCAACACACACGAAUAGCAACGCUGGCACCAAUACGGGCGCCCUCAUCCUGAGCCUUGUCUUUCUCUUGGGCUUCCCUGGCAACCUCUUCAUCAUCUGGAGCGUCCUGGCACGUGCCCGACGGCAUUCGGUCACCACCCUCCUCAUCCUCAACCUGGCUAUCGCUGACGGCUCUCUGAUGGCCCUCACCCCGUUCUUUGUCGUCUACCUGAUUUUGAAGAAGUGGGUGUUUGGGAGGGCGAUGUGCAAGAUCCUCUUCUACCUUUGUUUGGUCAACAUGUACGCGUCCAUCCAGCUCAUCAUGCUGAUGAGCAUCUACAGGCUGGUGGCAGUGCUGUGGCCGCAGCGGGUCAGCAUCAUCACCGGCCGCAAGACAGUGUUGCGUGUGCUGGCGGUGCUGUGGGUGAUGGUGAUGGUCGCCUCCAUUCCUGCUGUGAUCUUCAGAGAUGUGAAGAAUGGGACUAACGUGUGUGAACCGGCCCAUGUUCACCCCACCAGCGAUGUGGUCCUCCAGUACAUGCUGGAGCUUGUGAUCGGGUUUUUGAUUCCAUACGUGGUCAUUGUAGUCAGCUACAUCUGCAUCUUACGGCGGCUCCGACAGACCAAGUUCCGCCGUCGCAUUCGUAGCGAGAAGCUCAUCCUGGCCAUCGUGUUGACCUUCUGCCUCUUUUGGUUGCCCUACCACCUCAUCAACAUGGUGCAAGUUACGUCGGCUCUAUAUCCAGAAGGAAAUUCAGUAAAAAAAAUCCUGGAUAAAAUAUGGCACCAUAGCCGACCUGUCACCUCGGCCAUAGCCUUCAUCAGCAGCUGUGCCAACCCAGUGCUCUACUUCUUCGCAGGAAAGUCGUACAUCCGGCGAGAAGGGCUGGCGUUCAUGGCUCGCUUGUUCGAGGGCACGGGGCUGGACUCGGCUACCAGGAAGAGCCGGCAGCACAGCCAGAACAGCCGCGACAAAGACAAAGACGCAGAUGCCGUCAUGCUAAAGGACAAAGAUCAAGACUCUGUUGCCAACUCGAACUCUAAUACCAAACCAGUGAAGAAUGGUAAGUAGAGGACACAAGAUUCUGCAGGCUGGAAGCUGGUGUUGUUCCCCCAGGGGGGUCAAAUUAAGCCACUGAGGCCUUUAAAUCGCCGUCCAGUGGCAAAAACGUCAUCUGGGUUCAACGUGCAUGGCUGGUUCCCGCCAAUCAAGAAAACGUAAAUCCUUCUUCCGAAUGACAUAAAGUUUGAAAGGGAUGUCACUGGACAUACUGAUCCUGGAACAGCUGGCAGCCUGAUGCAUCCUAAAUUGGCAAUAUUAAUUUGCUUGCUCCGCUCUGAACUAUUUCAUACGGAAGAACUGUGGAGUAUUAUCCAGGACCCAGGCGGUGCCUUAUGAAUCUUUUUUUGCAAGAUUUUUCUCUGUCAUUUUGUUAAUGCAAUGUUUUAUUUGUCAACUUGCCUGACUAAAGCACUGAAAUGAAAAGUGAAAAUUGAUAUACCUCAGUGACGAGUACAAAUUGAGAGCGCGGGUUCGACGGAGGCACUUGACUUUUUUUAAUAAUAUUCGCACUGAUAUGUUUGCUUUGCUUCUCUCUCACAUCUGUUGGUUUGUUUUAAAAGCUGCAUGAAUCAUGUUUUUUGGCCACACGAGGGCAGUGGAUCAAGCUGUAAAAACAAUUUCGCCAUACCAUGGCCAUAUAAAGUUGAUACGGUGAACGUGUUGGUGACAAACAGAGAGCAUUAUUUGCAUUCAUUUGGACUCGUGUGUCUGGCCACCUGAUGAAUGUAAAUCCAAUAUUCACUCUCCUUUCAGCUCUGCGUAGAGCUGAUGGGAACUGCAGAGUUGGAUGACGGUUUUGUCACGAUGACGGUUUGUCAUUUGAUUUAUCGUCGAUACGAAAAUAUUGAUUAGUGCAGCUUUGAAGAGAAGACCCUAAACUGGCAUGUUUUGAUAUCUUACUGUGAGCAUGCUCAGUAAAAAAGAUGAAAUAUGGAAAUAUACAAAAUGAAGUGAAGCUUCUUUUUUUUUUUCCUCAGACUCUGAGACAUGUUCCAACUUUGUUAUGCAAUUCGUGUCAUGUGGAAUGAGGAAUACGCUGCAAAUCUGAAGUCUGGUGCAAGCGGGCAGACAGACAACAGAGAUAAGAUGCAACACUCGUGUAUCAACAAGAUCCUGACAGUUUAC
Molecule: messenger RNA, 2273 nt
Organism: Anarrhichthys ocellatus (wolf-eel)
Lineage: Eukaryota; Metazoa; Chordata; Actinopteri; Perciformes; Anarhichadidae
Gene: ltb4r2a
Product: leukotriene B4 receptor 2a
Exons: 5
Coding region: 90-1157 (355 amino acids)
Biological process (GO): phospholipase C-activating G protein-coupled receptor signaling pathway; positive regulation of cytosolic calcium ion concentration; inflammatory response
Cellular component (GO): plasma membrane
Molecular function (GO): complement receptor activity; leukotriene receptor activity
Source: RefSeq, a predicted model, not a curated record